GUUAUUAAGCCUGUGAGCUCAGUGUAAAACAAGGCAGCAUGAAGCCCAUGGAAAUAUAUAUAUUGUGCCUUGAACUCUUUCUGAGUGCAUGUUUAAGUGGAGUUUUGGCCAAAAAAGAGGGGGAAGUCAUUUCAGAGGAUAAAGAUGUACUGGUGCUGACCGAAAGCAACUUUAACCAAGCACUUAAAGAACACAGCCAGUUACUGGUACACUUCUAUGCUCCUCUCUCUGGUGAGUCUCUUGGCUCAAUUCUAGAGUUUGCAAAAGCAGCCAGUGAGCUCAAAGACUCCAAAUCAUCUGUGAAACUUGGAAAGAUUGAUGUCGCUAAAGAAAAAGACUUUGCCAAAUCCUUAAAUGUAACUACAGUGCCAUCAUUACGACUGUACCUCUCUGGAGACAAAUCCAGCCCUAUUGAAUGUCCAGUUCUGAAGACCUCUACUGCCAUCAUAACAUGGCUUAAAAGGAGAGAGGGCCCUAGUGCUGUCCUUAUUACUGAUCUCAGCCGGUUGCAGAGCGUACUUAAAGAAGAUGAUCUUGUGGUUCUGGGAUUAUUUAAGGAUGUUGAGAGGGGCUUAGUAAAUGUUUUUUACGACGUGGCAGCAGAUAUUGCUGACAUGACCUUUUGUGUAACAGGAAGCGAGCAGAUCUUUACCAAGUACGAUAUAUUUGAUGACUCAGUUGUGCUUCUCAGAAAGUCAAAAGUGGCAGAAACAUUUAGGAUGACAAGCAAAACCAUAAAAGAGGAUGUCAUUUACUUCAUUAGAAUCCAUGAGAUGCCUCUGGUGACUGAAUACAAUGGCGAGACAUCAUCUAAGAUAUUAAACUCUGUGGUACAGAAUCACUUGGUUUUGUUCAUUGAUAAAGCCAAGGGAGGAUUCAAACAAAUAUACCGUGCCUUCAAAAGCACUGCCAAGGAAUAUAGAGGCAAGGUUCUGUUCGUGCUAAUUGACACGGGUGAGCCCAGGAAUGGACGUGUCUUAGAGUAUUUCCGUGUGAGGAAAGAGGAAUCGCCACUGAUCCGAAUGGUUAAUUUGACAGACAACUUACAAUAUAAUUUACCUUCAGACCAGCUGGAUAGAGAAACAAUUUAUGACUUCUGCCAGAGUUACUUUCAGGGGAAAGCUAAGCCAAAGCUACAAAGUGAGCCAAUCCCUGAUGGCUGGGACAAACAGCCAGUGAAAGAGCUGGUGGGGAUGAACUUUGAAAGGGUGGCUUUCAAUGAAAACAAGAACGUCUUGGUUCUUUUCUAUGCCUCAUGGAGUUCUGAGAGUCGAGCACUGUUCCCUUUAUUUGAAGAGCUUGCGAAACACUACCAUGACAAUGAGGAUGUGGUACUUGCCAGAAUUGAUGUAACUGCAAAUGAUGUCAACAUUCGCAUGACUGACCGAUAUCCAACCAUUAACCUUUUCCCUGCAGUCUAUGCUGAAAGGGUAGUGCCAUAUACUGGCCAAACCAAACUAGAGCCAAUAGUUGAGUUUGUGAAUGCAGAAAGAGCACGAGCCAAGGAGGAUAAGGCUAAGGAAGAAAUAGAGAGGAAGAAAUAUCUGGAUGCACAGAAGGCAACAGCUAAAGAAGAGCUAUAGUGCGCAUAUACAUAGCAAAUGCAUUUUAACAAACAGGAGUCUAAUUUCUACCUAAUUGCCUGUAAAUAAUAACAACAAUGCAAAAUGUUGUUACAAAAAAUAAUAAAAAAUAUAUUAAACAUGUGUAUGCCUGCACUUUUCUGUGCUUUUCAGCUGGAUGGCUGGAUGGAUGAACAUGUCUUUUUUUUUUAUAAUAGCUUGACUCUGGCAGUAUUUCUGACUGAAAAAGCUCUGGUUUCUAAUAAAUUCUAAUCUCUAAUGAAUUAUUGCAGUUACAGUUACAUGGUGGAUACUAAUGCUAGAAACUUUAAGUGAUAACAGAAAUGUUUUUCA
Messenger RNA from Clarias gariepinus (North African catfish), 1916 nucleotides. RefSeq lists its product as uncharacterized. The transcript is spliced from 11 exons. Gene Ontology annotation, cellular component: endoplasmic reticulum. Bases 39 to 1583 code for a protein of 514 amino acids. Gene Ontology annotation, biological process: response to endoplasmic reticulum stress; protein folding. The record is from RefSeq and is a predicted model, not a curated record. Lineage: Eukaryota; Metazoa; Chordata; Actinopteri; Siluriformes; Clariidae.